This is a messenger RNA of Gossypium raimondii (Peruvian cotton), 664 nucleotides long. RefSeq names its product 30S ribosomal protein S16-2, chloroplastic/mitochondrial. Lineage: Eukaryota; Viridiplantae; Streptophyta; Magnoliopsida; Malvales; Malvaceae. The record is from RefSeq and is a predicted model, not a curated record. Gene Ontology annotation, cellular component: small ribosomal subunit; ribosome. The coding region runs from base 100 to 510 and encodes 136 amino acids. Gene Ontology annotation, molecular function: structural constituent of ribosome. Gene Ontology annotation, biological process: mitochondrial translation. The transcript has 4 exons.
AAAAAAGAACAACAAAACCCUAGCAAAGCAGCAGUGUGUGUUGAACUGGUUGUCGAAUCAUAUCGGUAAGAAGCUAAGAGACUAUGUGAAAGAAGAAAAAUGGUAGUGAGGAUUCGAUUGUCUAGGUUCGGAUGUAAGAACAAGCCAUUUUAUAGGGUGAUGGCUGCCAAUAGCAGAUCCCCAAGAGAUGGGAAGCAUCUCGAGGUCCUUGGUUACUACAAUCCUUUGCCAGGCCAAGACGGAGGUAAACGAAUGGGUCUUAACUUUGAAAGAGUCAAGUAUUGGUUAUCGGUUGGGGCACAGCCUUCAGAGCCGGUGCAACGCAUCCUUUUCCGAGCUGGAGUAUUGCCUCCGCCACCCAUGGUGGCAAUGGGACGCAAGGGUGGACCACGUGACACGCGUCCCGUUGAUCCUAUGACCGGUCGUGUUUUAAACGAAGAGAAACCAAUUGCUGGCAACCAAGAAAAAAGUGGCGAAGAUGAGGCUGUUGAUGAGUCAAACUAUGCAUGAAAAAAACUGCCAGCUUAUUUCCAGUGGCCUGGCCCUGCGUACAAGAUUAGUUCAAUUAAAUGUGAUCCAAUGACAACUAUUUUGGAUCUUGAAUUCCCUUUACAAUACUGAACCAAACAUGUUGAAAUUAUUGCUAGGUUUCUUGUUUUCUCUA